Lactuca virosa is the source of this 1685-nucleotide messenger RNA. NCBI's taxonomy places the organism in Eukaryota, Viridiplantae, Streptophyta, Magnoliopsida, Asterales, Asteraceae. The record is from the annotation of a GenBank genome assembly.
AUGUCAAAAAAAUCAUUGGACUAUGACCAAAUUAAUGAGAAUGUCAAGAAGGCCCAGUAUGCUGUGAGGGGUGAGCUGUAUCUUCGUGCUUCAGAGCUUCAAAAAGAGGGCAAGAAGAUAAUCUUCACAAAUGUGGGGAAUCCUCAUGCUUUGGGACAGAAGCCUCUAACAUUCCCUCGCCAGGUGGUUGCCCUUUGCCAGGCUCCAUUUCUUCUUGAUGAUCCAAAUGUAGGACUUCUGUUCCCAGCUGAUGCAAUUGCAAAAGCUAAACUGUAUCUUUCUUAUACAUCAGGGGGUCUAGGUGCUUAUAGUGAUUCUCGUGGCCUUCCUGGAAUAAGGAAAGAAGUUGCUGAAUUCAUUGAGAGACGUGAUGGGUAUCCAAGUGAUCCAGAACUCAUAUAUCUCACUGAUGGUGCCAGUAAAGGAGUAAUGCAGAUUUUGCAAACAGUUAUUCGUGGUCCAGGUGAUGGGAUUUUGGUUCCAGUCCCUCAGUAUCCACUGUACUCAGCUGCCAUAUCUCUGUAUGGUGGUUCUCUUGUUCCAUAUUUCCUUGAAGAGACUGCUAAUUGGGGUCUUGAUAUCCACAACCUUCGCCAAUCAGUUGCAGAAGCCCGUUUCAAAGGAAUAACUGUAAGGGCAAUGGUGAUCAUAAACCCUGGAAACCCAACUGGUCAAUGUCUUAGUGUGGAUAACCUGCAACAAAUACUCAGAUUUUGUCACCAAGAAAGCUUGGUUUUGCUUGGAGAUGAAGUUUAUCAGCAGAAUGUUUAUCAAGAUGAACGACCAUUUAUAAGCUCUAGAAAGGUAUUGUUUGACAUGGGUGGAGCAAUUAGCAAGGAGCUAGAGCUUAUUUCUUUCCACACUGUGUCCAAAGGAUUCUUAGGUGAAUGUGGACAACGUGGUGGAUACUUUGAGAUGACAAACAUCCCUCCCCAGACAGUUGAUGAAAUAUACAAGGUUGCAUCGAUUUCACUCAGUCCCAAUGUUCCUGGGCAGAUAUUUAUGGGGACAAUGGUGAGCCCCCCAAAGCCUGGUGAUAUCUCGUAUGAGCAGUUUCUUAGAGAGAGCAAGGGUAUCCUUGAAUCUCUAAGGAAGAGAGCACACAUGAUGACAGAUGGAUUCAACAGUUGCAAAAAUGUUGUUUGUAAUUUCACUGAAGGCGCCAUGUAUUCGUUCCCACAAAUAAAGUUACCCCCAAAAGCAAUUGAAGCUGCAAAAAGCGCUGGAAAAGUUCCUGAUGUUUUCUAUUGCCUCAAGCUCUUGGAAGCCACUGGCAUUUCUACUGUCCCUGGUUCAGGCUUUGGCCAAAAAGAAGGGGUUUUCCAUCUGAGGACAACUAUCUUGCCUGCUGAGGAGGACAUGCCUGCAAUCAUGGAAAGUUUCAAGAAGUUCAAUGAUGGUUUCAUGGAGCAAUACGAAGACCAAAGAGGCUACUCAAGGAUGUAAGUAAGGUAUCCAUAUAUACAUAUAAUAUACUCUUAUGGUAUUAUAUGUGCGUGUGUAUAGUGGCUGGCUAUUUGGUGUUUGUUAUUAUUUCACUUCUGUAUCUAUUAUACUCUAUUGAUGUGGUGUACUCUCUUCUACUCCCUUCAUUCACAUCAUUAAUUAACCAUGUUUCCAUAUGUUCCAAUUCUAUUGUUUAUGUUAUUCACAAUCACAAGUAUGUGCAAAUUGUUAUUAAUCAC